Messenger RNA from Chanos chanos (milkfish), 678 nucleotides. RefSeq names its product transmembrane inner ear (gene tmie). The transcript has 4 exons. Gene Ontology annotation, biological process: inner ear morphogenesis; sensory perception of sound. The record is from RefSeq and is a predicted model, not a curated record. Bases 1 to 678 code for a protein of 225 amino acids. NCBI's taxonomy places the organism in Eukaryota, Metazoa, Chordata, Actinopteri, Gonorynchiformes, Chanidae.
AUGGCGACACAUAGGCCUAUGAGUCCUCCUGCGGCACUGGUGCCAAUGCUGGUGAGCGUCGUGGCUGUACUGGUCUCGCACUAUGUCUUCACCGUGUCUGCUCAGAUCCCUGACCCAGAGCUUCUCCCCACAGCCCCACCAAAGAAACCAGAUCCAGUCACUUCAGAGACUGUGGUGUUUUGGGGUCUCCGGUUAUGGCAAGUCGUGGGAAUCUUUGCCAUGUUUGUUCUGGCAGUCGUAAUCACGCUUUGCUGCAUCUUCAAAUGCCGAAUUCCCCGAACAAAGAAAGAGAUCGAGGCACGACAUGCCCAAAGGCAGGCAGCAAAAAAAUAUGCCAACACGCUGGAAACAGUCCCCCCUCUGAGUGAGCUCACGGAGAUACCAGGAGCUGCUAAACCUGAAGAGAACACAGAAGUUCCAACAGUUGCUGCAAAGGUGGAUGCUGAAAAGGGUGACAAGAAAAAAGAAGGAGCGAAAAAGGAGGGAAAGGGUGCAAAAGAGGGAAAAGGAGAAGAUAAAGGUGAAUCGAGUAAGAAGAAAGGGGAAAAAGGUGAAUCAAAGAAAGAGGACUCGGGUGGAGGAAAAGGAAAGAAAGCUGGCGAGAAGGGAGGAGGUGAAGAAAAAGGAGGCGGCAAAGGUGGAGCCAAGGGCGGAGCAAAGAAAGCGACAAAAAAAUGA